Molecule: messenger RNA, 543 nt
Organism: Iphiclides podalirius (scarce swallowtail)
Lineage: Eukaryota; Metazoa; Arthropoda; Insecta; Lepidoptera; Papilionidae
Source: the annotation of a GenBank genome assembly
AUGAUUGCUUUCCGUGAGACCCUCAUCAAAUUCUUCUGGCAAUUUCCAGAUUUGACUGGGCAUCGAGUUCCUAGUGCCAUUAUCCCCAUCGACCAUGUGCGUGCAGCAACUGUGCCUUAUAGGGACGUAGGAGUCCUGACCCAAGUCCCAACAGUGAUUGCAAAGAAUACGAUGGCCAAACCAAAGGGGGAGAGAAAGGGUAAAUCCGCAAUAAAUGAAGUGGUUACUCGUGAAUAUACGGUAAAUUUACAUAAACGCCUCCACGGAGUUGGUUUCAAGAAACGCGCCCCAAGAGCUAUUAAAGAAAUUCGUAAGUUUGCUGAACAACAAAUGGGCACUCCCGAUGUCCGUGUGGACACCCGUUUGAACAAGUUUCUGUGGUCCAAGGGUGUGAGAAAUGUACCAUUCCGCGUACGCGUAAGGCUAUCGCGCAGACGUAAUGACGAUGAAGAUUCAGCCCACAAACUAUUCACACUUGUGACAUACGUGCCUGUUGCGUCAAUCAAAGGCUUGCAAACAGAAAAUGUUGACGCUAGCCAAGAA